This is a messenger RNA of Pocillopora damicornis (cauliflower coral), 2545 nucleotides long. RefSeq names its product minichromosome maintenance domain-containing protein 2. Gene Ontology annotation, biological process: double-strand break repair via break-induced replication. Lineage: Eukaryota; Metazoa; Cnidaria; Anthozoa; Scleractinia; Pocilloporidae. Gene Ontology annotation, cellular component: nucleus. Gene Ontology annotation, molecular function: ATP binding; DNA binding; single-stranded DNA helicase activity. The record is from RefSeq and is a predicted model, not a curated record.
CGAUAUAUUUUUGGGUAAAAAUUUCGGGUAAAUGCUCUUUGAGAGGAAACCAAACUGCUUUCUAAAAAAAUUUGGUCAUCUGGGAAAACGCCAGUGCGCAUCGUUUGUCGUUGGCGUUCUCACGAUGGUGACGUUACUCGGAGAAAAGGCGGGAAAAGUAACGCGUUUGGGACCUGCUGCCAAAUGCCAGUUAUGCUACAGCUGUAAUUUUGUAAACAAAGGUUGUGCCAAGGAUGUUGCAUCAAACAUUUUGAAAUUUGUUUUGUUUCCUCCCGACAUCAAAGGCUUGUUAUCGUAGGAAAGAGGUAUGGAAGUAAGGAGUAUUUUGGAAGUCGCUUUUGAAUGGUUCUGUGAGUGUGGGGCCUUUGAACAGCUCAGAAAACAAAGUAAAUGUUACUCUGCAGAUUCCACGGAAAAGACUGUUUACAGAUUUGUGUUUAAAAUGGAUCUUAUGGAUUUGCUUGACUUUAAUGCUACACUAGGAAAUUUGGCUAUAGUGGAGCCUUUGAACGCCAUAAAUGUUUUUCAAGAGGUCUCUUAUAUUGUUAUUCACACUCUGUCAUGGAUACCAGAUUUGUUGCUCUCAUCACAAGUUCUUGUUGUAGUCAGGUUUUCAUCAGUUCCACCAUAUCAAGAGUCUAUAAGCAGUUGGAAUCUGGCUGGUAAUGGUCAGCCUAAUCUCAUGAAGAUAUGUGGUAUCAUAAGUGGAAUUACAGCUGUUACUCAGUACACCCAAAGUGCAAGAUUCUACUGUCCUCAUUCUGAUUGUCUUGGUUCUGCUAAAUAUUGUUACAUCAGAGUUCAUAUGGCUGGAAAAACAGAAAAUGUCACUGUAAGGAGUGAUUUUGUGUGUAGAUACUGUGGAUGCUCUCUACUUGAAGAUGUUACUUGCCGUACUUUAGCAGAUAAAUGCAUUGUUCAAGUCAUAUCACCAUUAACAGUAGACAGGAAACUUUGGAUCAAUACUGGGUGUGGAAAAUUUUACCAAACCAUCCCAAUCUAUGUCCGAGAUGAACUCAUCAGGGAGGUUCAGAUUGGCUGUUACUGUUCAUUUGUUCUUUUACCCUCAUGUGAAAUUCAUAGUUCUUCUUUGGAACUUCAUUGUACUCCAGUGUUUGAGGCAAACAACAUAGAGAAGAUGAGUUCUAGUCCUUUCUUGAAUCUGCUACCCUCCAGUUUGCCAAAUAGAAUAGAAAUGCUUCAUAAAGACAGAGGGAGCUCAGCAUGGAGUUUUGUAAGCAGUCUAUCAUAUUGCUUUGGAGCAUCUGUGACACCACCUGGAACAUUCUUUCAUCUAAAAAUGUUCUUGCUCAUGUCCCUACUGCUUCUUCACUCUUCUGAUUGCCCUGAAGAUACUAAACAAGCAAACUCAAGGCAUCUUCACUUGCUUGUUAUUGCUGAUGACCUUCUUAGGAUUCAAAGGCUAUUUCUUUACAUGGCAUCAUUUGCAAAGAGAAUGCUUGUUUAUUCCCCUCCAAGUGAUUUAUUCCCAUCCUGUUGCCGGGAUCCUUUUGGCUCAGGCACAUUUAUGAUUAAUGCUGGAUGUAUCUCUCUGGCAUCUGAUGGUGUUUGUCUGAUUCCUAAUGCAGCUGUCUUAAAGAAAGAUGAAAAGGAUAAGCUUCAAUGUGCUUUAGAGAAUGGAUGUAUGGCAGUGAAGGUACCCAAAAAUUUUGGGUCUUAUCAAGGUCGCCAGGUCACCAUGCCACUAACCAGCAGUGUUUGGGUGUGUUCUGAACCAUCACAGAAAUCCAGUCAUCAUGCAGUCCCUGAUGAUGAUCCUGUGUUAAACAUGGGUCUCUCAGUAAAGGAAUGUUCAACUUUGCCAAGGGUCUUUGUAGAUCAGUUUUCAUUGGUGUUUAACUUGAGUGGAUCAGCGGAGCAGUUUGAAAACUCUGAUGAGUCAGUGUGCGAAGAAGUGUUAAGGAAAGCCAUAGAUCAUGAAGAGGAUGAAGAUGUCAUGUACAUUAGUGACGAGGAAAUGAGCCAGUUCCUUCACCACGCUGGGCAAAAACACGUUAGCCUGACAGUGGCAGCACAGGAUCUCAUUCAAGGGUAUUAUUUGGCAAGUAGGCGAACCAAAAACUCUCUUUCAACGGUUGGCGCAGACUUUCCUUCUUCUGCGUUACAACAUCUGACCAGUUUGGCCAUUGCUCAUGCCAAGUUAUCACUUCGUUCAGAGGUUUCAGAAGAGGACGUCGUGAUGGCCAUUGUCCUGUACGAGGACUCUAUAAAAUGGAAAUACGGUUAUUCGGGUCUCGGGCCAGUGGACCCUCCUUCUCCCAGCUCGGAUGGCGCUGAAUUUUUUGGUCCAAAGAAUGAUAUCAGGAUGGAGCAAAUUCAAGAAAGAAUUCGGCGAUUUUGCUCUACUUUCAAAGAUGGUCACUAUUCUCCAUUCAAAGUGUUUGUGCACGAGGAGUGAUUUUUUAAGAUUUUAUAUUGCCGAAUAUAACACUCCGCCAGUGCAGAACGAAUGUAAUUUUUAUGGUGGAAUUGACGAAAAAAUUUGAAAAUGAAAAUUAUUUAUGUUUUCGUAAUGUUCGCACAA